GUAGGACUCGUGCGACCCAUUGAUCAGCGCGCCUCUCAACCCAAGCAAUGGCAAAUAUCUAAGAACGUGAUUGUUAUUGACUCGCUGGAAAUACCUCCAAUGCAGGCCGUUCAGGGUCGUGAUGAAUGAAACAUGGAAUUGGCUCUGGCCCGCCUUCACAUGCUCCGAUCCACCCUCUACGUCAUUGCCAUCAUCAUCAUUAUCGCUUCCGUCCGGUUUCCGCUGCCCUAGAAAAGCACCCCUCCCCGUUCCUGUUCUUCUACCAUAAACGUCCCAUUCUUUUGUUCUUACAGUGACUUAUACAUCCAUUGACUACAGUAUCUUUGCACUAAUCCCACUCGCUCAGCCAAUCGCCACCAUGGCGGAAUCAGAGUCCGCCUUCUCCUUGUCGGCCUUUAUCCGCAACCCCCUCCUCCAGUCUUUCACCAUAUGCUACAUGCUCUUCCAGAACCUGCUCAACUGGAUCUUUGCACCUAAUCCCCCAAAGCCAUCCUCGAUUGCCAAUGGCGUCCCGAAAAAGCGAGUGGCUGUAAUUGGAGCCGGUCUCACUGGAGUAUCCGCAGCCGCACAUUGUGUAGGCCAUGGCUUCGAUGUGGAGAUCUUUGAAGCGAGAUCAAAAGACAAGGGGCUGGGAGGUAUCUGGAGUCGAGUGAACUCUACCUCCUCCCUGCAGAUCCACAGCAUCAUGUACCGCUUCCACCCAUCAGUGCAGUACGACACAGCCUAUCCCACCCAAGGAGAGAUCAAAGAACAGAUCGUCGACCUCUGGAAGCGAUAUGGCCUGCAGAAACACACCACGUUCAACACUCCAGUGACUUCCGUCAAACAAACCAAGAACGGCCGAUGGAUUAUCAACAAUGAGGAAGAAAAAUACGGCCGCUUCGACGGUAUCAUCGCGUCCGUUGGCGUCUGCGGUGACCCGAAAAUGCCGACAAUGCCAGAUCAGGAACGCUUCAAGGGCGAAAUCUACCACUCCUCCGAACUCGACGGGAAACAAGUCGAAGGCAAAAGGGUCCUCAUUGUCGGCGGCGGUGCCAGCGCCAUCGAGGCCCUCGAGUUCGCCGUGAAGUCCAAAGCCGCCCAAAUCGACGUGCUCUCCCGCUCCGACAAAUGGAUCAUUCCCCGAAACGUCUUUGUCCAGUCCCUCCUAGCCAUGAACAUCCUCGGACAAGAAACCUCCCUCUCAUGGAUCCCCGAAUCCCUCCUCCGCAAAUUUUUCUACCGAGACCUCUCCGACAUCGCCCCCUCGGGCGGCCUCUUCACCCAAACCCCGAUGGCCAACUCCGAACUCUUCGAACAAAUCCGCGACGGCAAAGCCCGCUGGCUCCGCGGCGACAUCGUCACCCUCGAAGAGGACGGCGUGCGCUUCAACUUCCGCAGCAAUGGCGUGCCGAAAGGCGGACCCGGCCACGAGGACCUCGUCCCCGGCGACGUAAUCAUCCUAGCCACAGGCUUCAAACGCCCCUCCCUCUCCUUCCUUCCCAACGACGCCUUCGAAGAACCCUACUCCCCUCCAAGCUGGUACCUCCAAGUCUUCCCGCCCAAAUACCCCAGCAUCUGCGCCAACAACAGCACCUACGUCAACGCCAUCGGCACCGUCGGUAACAUGCACAUUGGCAUCUACACCAGGUUUCUCCUGAUGUUCUUGACGGACCCGCUGUCCCGUCCGACGGAAGGUCGCAUGAGAACCUGGAUCGACUUCACCCGAUUCAUGAAAAAGCUGUCGCCUGUCGGCGCGUUCGAUUUCUUCACGUACACUGAGCUCUUGUAUUGGUUCGUGUUUUGUAUCCUGGUUAACCCGUUCCGAUGGAAGUGGGCGCCGUUCGUCUUGUUUGGAGUCGGGUGGACGUUGCCGUUAGAGGUCGUCAAGCAGGAGGAAAAUUUCCGGAAGGAGUUGAGACGGCAGCAUUAG
Molecule: messenger RNA, 1912 nt
Organism: Aspergillus vadensis CBS 113365
Lineage: Eukaryota; Fungi; Ascomycota; Eurotiomycetes; Eurotiales; Aspergillaceae
Product: flavin-containing monooxygenase
Exons: 2
Coding region: 359-1912 (517 amino acids)
Molecular function (GO): NADP binding; flavin adenine dinucleotide binding; N,N-dimethylaniline monooxygenase activity
Source: RefSeq, a predicted model, not a curated record